This is a messenger RNA of Pseudogymnoascus destructans, 1411 nucleotides long. RefSeq lists its product as uncharacterized. The transcript has 3 exons. NCBI's taxonomy places the organism in Eukaryota, Fungi, Ascomycota, Leotiomycetes, Thelebolales, Thelebolaceae. The record is from RefSeq and is a predicted model, not a curated record. The coding region runs from base 339 to 1292 and encodes 317 amino acids. Gene Ontology annotation, molecular function: protein binding.
GUUGGAUUCUACGAGACUAAGAGGUCGGAUCUCCGUAGUAUUGUACGGUAUUACGGCGGGUAAUACACCCUUCCCCCAGAUUUCUUACACAUGACGUUACCCGGAGGCGAAAAACGUGUUUGCUCUGUAUGCACAUUUCCACCUUGGUGGGUUGUGGGAUAGGAUACAGCUAUAAUGAUCGUUCUGCAUCUUCCCAAACUUCACCAGUCACUCAAAUAGAUAAAUAAAUCUAGUCAUCUUCAGGCUACGAUAUACAACUUCGAUAUUUUAUUUCUCGAUCCUUCUCUUAUCUUCCUCCACAACACUACCCAACGCUACCCCGCUGAGCAUCCACAACCAUGGCAUCGUCUGACCUCGAUGUCCUCGUGGACAUGGGUUUCGAUAAGGAGAGGGCCGACAUGGCAGUCAAGAAGACCGGUGGCCUCCAAGGUGCUCUCCAGUGGCUGGAGGACAACCAGGACAAGUCGCUAGAGGACAUUAAGGCCGCAGCUGCAUCAAAGAAGGCCGAUGCCGCCAUCGAAGAUGCGAACGAAGAGCCACCCGCACUGCAGGAGGGCGAGGUAGCGCGAUCACUCAUAUGCAACGGAUGUGAAAAGCGCUUCCGGAGCACAGCACAAGCCGAGUUCCAUGCUUCGAAAACUGAACACCAAGACUUCGCCGAAUCAACCGAAGAAAUCAAACCCCUCACCGAAGAAGAAAAAAAGGCCCGCCUCGAUGAGCUCCGCACCGCCCUCGCGACAAAACGCGCCAAGCAAUCCGCCAUCGACAAAGAAGAAGCCAAGCGCAACGAGAAGAUCCGCAUGAAGUCCACUCGCGAGGUGCAGGACGCCAAGGAAGAACUCGCCAAGAAAGAGCAAAUCAAAGAGGCCUCCGCAAAGCGCAAGGAGAAGCUCAAUGACAUCGCUGCCAAGAAGCGCAUCCAGGAGAAGAUCGCAGCUGACAAGGAGGAGCGGAGAAUCAAAGCCGAGAAAGCGAAGGCGGAGAGGGAGGGAAGGGCGCCCCCUGUUGAUCCUCCGGUUACGGCAGCACAGGCAGUGCCGGUGGUGAAGCAACCGACUGCGAAUCACACGGAGGCAAGGCUGAGGCUGCAGACGGCGAAGGGGAAUAUACAGAAGACGUUUGCGGCUGAGACGACGCUGUUUGAGGUUGCGGAGGCGAUCUUGGUGGAGAAUGGGACGGCGGUGUCGAGCUUCACGCAGAACUUUCCGAAGAAGACAUAUACGACUGAAGACUUUGGGAUGACGCUGAAGGAGGUGGGCCAGGUGCCGAGUGGGGUCUUGAUUGUGAAAUAAAUUGGAACAAAAUAGGUUCUAUCAGAGGGCGGAUUCAGAUACGGUGGGCUGUAACCAUGUCUUAAAAGAGAAUGACUUGGAAUGCCUCAUGAAUCAAACGAGAAUGAAGAAAGAUAAUU